Owenia fusiformis is the source of this 8619-nucleotide messenger RNA. Lineage: Eukaryota; Metazoa; Annelida; Polychaeta; Sabellida; Oweniidae. The record is from the annotation of a GenBank genome assembly.
UCGCUGUUGCUUAGAGUUGAACUUGAGGAAGUGUUGAACUAGCAAAGUUUGUUUUUAAAGUGCUUUUUAUGCAUUGUACCUUCAUACUAAAGUAACAUUAGUAACGUCAUCAAGUAAAUGGAUACAUCAAGUAUAAUUAAAAAGUGAUUUAGCUCAAAGAAUGAAAGAAUGAGCAUGGAAUCAGGUGACAUAAUGUCACAUGAUUAUGGAGGCCUGUCACAAGAGGAGCAGUUACGUCACGCGGCGUUAUUCUUCUUCCUCGGACCUUACAAUGAUCUCCUACCAGGUUUGGUUGCAAGAGACUUCUUGCUUACAUCUAAUCUGCCUCUACGAAUUCUAAGUUUGGUCUGGAACCUGACAGAUGUUACAAAUGACAACAUACUCAGUCUCAGAGAGUUCACUCUUACCGUCCACCUCUGUCAGAGGUAUCUCCUGGGGCAACAACUACCCAAGUCAUUGCCUAGCAACAUUGUGCCAUGUGACAGGAAGUUACAAUACAUUCCAAGUAUGAGUGAGGAAGAUGUUGCUGUGUAUUUCAAAGCAUUCCAAAUUAUAGAUAACCAGAAUUCUGGUGUCAUUGAAGCUGCCACUGCCAGGAAUCAUUUACGGUGUAGUGGAUUAAGUAAGGAGCACUUGGGUGAAGUUUGGGACAUAGCUGAUAUAUACAGAGAAGGGACAUUGACUGAUCAACACUGGAGUAUAGCCUGCCAUAUAAUUAGAUAUCUUAAACAAGGUAAUUCAAUAGAUGGAGCAGUUGAUGUGAUGUCAUUGCUGCCAGAAAAGGAAUCCCCCAAACUUUUACAUAGGAAACAAUGGAGAUUACAAGAACUGGAUUCCAAGAAACAAGAUCUCAUAAAAUCAAAAGAGUACAUUAGAAGUUGUCAUGACAAGGAAGAGCAGCGACUUACUUUAUUGAAGUCUAGGAUAGACACCCUCACUCAGCAGGCUGAGAUUUUAGAGGAAGCUAGACUUGAUGAGGAAUUAAAAGAACUAAAUACUUACAUUAAAACAGACCUAGACAACUGCCAUAGAACGGAGCAAGUCAUUGAAAGUUUGAACACAACAUACAUACAACACAGACAAAGCCUGUCCAAGCUGAUCAUACAAGAGCAGAAGAUGAGAAGUGGUCUACAGGACCUGCAGAACACAGCAAAUGAAUUAAAACUAAAACAAGGAAAAUCUUUGAAUAAAAGUAAAGCCUUGAAGGAUCCUGACCCCUUCCAUGAACUACAUGAGCUGAGGAAAGAGGAAAAGCGCAAUAGUUUUGCCCCACUGCCACCCAUAGUUCUAGAUGGCAUAGAAAUCCCAGGAGAGUUGAAUCCCUUCAGCAUGGACAGAUUAUACCAUGAUUAUAUCACAGGUGAAUCAUUAUUUAACAAUAUUGACAGUGAAGGCCCAAUUCCAGAGUCUUCAGAGUUGGCGUUCUUGUGGCAGUAUAUAGCUGAGACUCAAUUGCCCUGUAGAGCCCCACUUAGUGGUGAUGAAAUGUUCAUGGAAGUCCAAGAUGGUGUAGAAUACACUGUACCAGUAUUCAUUGAGGAUCUGUGCAGAGAGAAUACAGAAAUGGGGUUGCUGAAGAUCUCAUUGGAGGAAACAAACAGAUCUCUGAAUUUACUGAAGGGCCAGACUGUAUUUAGAAACUCCAAGUCUUACAACCUCAGCGCACCAGAUGAGGAUACAUCUAAGUCUGGUGGUAGCCUAGCAGGAACCUCUCACAGUAAGAAACAAGAGAGGAGAAACAAACUCCUUGGAAAGACUGGGAAAAAGCCAUCACAAUUAUCUAUUGAUGACAUCUCAGCACCAAUCAUACAACAGUCUUCUCCUGAUGUGAAAUCUCCUAUUGUGCAACAGUCUUCUCCUGAUGUGAAAUCUCCUAUUGUGCAACAGUCUUCUCCUGAUGUGAAAUCUCCUGUAAUUCAGCAGUCAUCUCCUGGUGUUAAGUCUCAUGUUAUACAACAGUCCUCUGGUGAACUGAAGUCUGAUACUAAUAGUAAUCAUCAAAACGGAAAUGCUAGACCACUAAGUCCUAACAGAGAUUCCUAUGUACACAAGGAAAAUAACCAAUCAUUAAAGAGACAGAAUUCAUCUCCGAGGGAGGCUCCACCAGCGCCACCUAAGGACAUAAGAAAAUCAAGAGCUCCACUUUCACCACCAAUUCAAAAGGCAAAUGAGAAUAUAAAGGACAGUAUACCAUCUAGGAAACCUAGUGUUAAAGGACUUGCCCCAGAGCCACCAAUAAAAUCUUCCAGAAAUUCUAGUCAACAUAAUCAGACUGAGGAGCUUAUAAACCAAACUGAAAACUCUCUUCAAGCAAAUACAUUACCAAGGGUCAGUUCUCCAGUUAAAUCUUUACCCCCAUCAGAGGCCCCUGUCCAACCUGUUCCUCCCCCUAAGACUAAGAGACGGACUAAGAGAUCUUUGUCCCCCAAAAGGACUGCUCCAUUACCCCCUGCUCCAUCUUUACCUUCUGGAUGCAAGGAGCCCAAGACGGAAAGCAGCGACACUUUGAAUGAGCUUAUUAGAUCUGCUAAUCAAAGUGUAUCUUCUGAACCUCUACCUGAUCCAGUUCAAAUUCAACAAACAGUUAAUGAUCCUCUAAAGGAAUUGUCUAAUUCUCCUGAUCCUGUGGUAACUAAAGAAACAGUGGAACCAAUAUAUAGCAAGGUUGUUAAAACACCUACUGCUGAGCCUAUAAAGAGACCCCUUAGGCCAUCACAAGAGCUUAAACAAAACUCAGGUGAAGAACCCAUAGUCGCAGCACAAGCUCCAAUUCCUCCAAAAAGAGAUCGAACAAAACGUAGAAGUAAAAAACUUUCAAACACUCAGGGUAAUGAAGUAUGCGACUCUGGAUUAUAUUCAAAUGUUAUAAUUUCUAGAAAGGAACCAGAAGUUGUUCAAGUACAAGAGGAUACAAACUUAGUUUGUGAUAAUGUUAACAUAAGUAAAGGGGAUACAAGUGCAAAUCCGACUGACAUAAGUGCAAAUAAUGAUGACAGUGUAAAAGUAAAAUUCAGUGAAGAGACAAAAUUAGAAACAAUAAGUAAAGCGCCUGUUGAGUUAGCUGAACCUCCUGCAAUAGAAGAAGACAUUAGACCAAUAGAGCCUCCAUCUGAUUUCUUUUUAAGUGAUGAUAGUGUGACCAAGAAAGAUCCAUUUGUGAUACCUCUUGUCAGAGCAAGUGAAUCCGUAGCAGUAACAGGUCAACCUUCAAAUUUACAGCCUCUUUCUGAUUCAGAGCCUCCUUCUGAUUUAGAGCCUGUCUCUGAUUUGGGGCCUCCUUCUGAUUUCUUCUUAAGUGAUGAAACUCUGCCAAAAAGAGACCCAUUUAUAAUACCUCUUGUAAGGGCUAGCGAAUCUGUUGCGUGUACCAGUCCACCCCCGUCUGUCACUCCACAUACACAUACCCCUAUUGAAGAUAAUAAUUCCGUUAUUGAUUCAAGCCCUCCAGAACCUGUACCUGUAACAGACAUUGAUGACAUUCAGUUAGAUAUAACUGAUGUUGAAAAUACAUUUGAUGAUAUCUUAACUGAAAAUAAUAUUACAAUCACUGAGGAAAACUCAAAAAUAAGUGUUGAUGAUGCAGCUGAUAUAGAUUGUGCUGAUGUAGAGAGUGCAUUUGAUGAGAUUCUUGCAGAUUUUGACACUGAAGUAGAAAAUACAGUAGCACUAGACAGAGAACCAGCUUCCCAUUUGUUAAAUCUAGAUUUGAAGUCUACAUUCGUUGAUCCUUCAGACAUUGGUUCAGUCAGUCCGAGAGAGCCCCCACCUCUGCCUGAAUCUGCUCCACCCCCUUUAACCCCCCCUGAGGAGGAUCCAUAUCCCGAUAUUGUGCCUCCUGUGGAGUCAACUGAAAUUACAUUUAUCCCUAUUGACACUCCAGAAGCCACCUUCCUUGCUGUACCAGAGGUUACUAGCCUUGCUCUCACUGAAGAUACUGUUCACCUCCCUCAAGUUGAAGACCCAGAUGACUUGAGUUGGAUUGCAACAUUAGCUCAAGCUGAACAAGACGGUGAAUUCACCAGGGAGGACGUUGAGGAAAUAUUAGAAAUGGAAGCAGAAAGGAGAAAAAAAUCAGUUGAUGAACUGAGAGCAGAAUUUUUUGGCAUCCGGAAUGACGCAGUUAAAGUAAGCACCCCAAAGUUGAAGUCUGUUGAGAAUAACAAUGAGAUAACUGUAAAACCAGUUGUAAUUGAGGAUAAGACAGUCUCUAGCAUUAAAUCUGAUGUUAACACUGAGAAAAGUGUUGGUGAAUAUGACUUUAUUCCACCGCCAUUGCCAUAUAGUGAUAAUAUGUCUAAAGUAACCGUUGUCUCCAUAAAAAGACCAGAUCCUCCACAAAAGGAGAAAGGCUAUGGACUUGACAGUGAUUAUAGUGAGGACUCUGAUAUAUCAGAUAAUGAAGAAGUAUUUGCAGCAACAUUUACCCCUGGUGAUACUGACAAGAAAAAAGUUAAGCGUGGUACUAAUGAAAGCAGUGAUAGUGGUAUUGCUCUGAUAUCAUACAAAAUUAACGAAAAUGACAGAAAUACCAAAGAUCCAUCCAUCUACCCACUUGGUGAUGAAUCCGAAGAUGGGGGAAUCACAUUGAUUUCAUACAAUAAAAGUAAAUCAGAUGAUGUGUCUCAAACAACGAAAUCCAUACCCCCUACAGUGGCGCCAGUUCCACCAAAAAGAGCAUCAAAGUUGAAAAAGGAUGAGCCAGCCAUGAUUGCUGCACCACCCCUACCUAAGACCCCACCCCCAGAUGUGAUACCAUCAUCUAUGUAUUCAUUACCAACCUCCACCUCAUCAAGUAUGGAGAAGAUGAAGGACAUUGCAAACAGCAGCACAUCAGGUGAAAAGAUGGUGUACAUCAAGGGCAGCAGUUCAGAUAAACCGAAACCUCUCAUAGAAGGCUUCUCUUCAGAAUUGGACGAACUCGAGUUAGAGCGCAGGAAACUCAUCAGUGAAAACAAGAUGGUCAACAAGAAGGUCACUUGGGGUCAAGGGCAGCUGCAGGGUGAAGAUGUUGGUGCUACCGCCAUUCUAAAGUCUCCACCACCUCAACAACCUGACAUUGUACCCAGGCGCAAGGGAGAACCAAUAAAUAUAGGUCACCUAGGUAACAGGACAUCUGCAUCACAGAAAUCAUGGUCUGAACGCAUACAGGCUGUAGAUGAUCUAGACGGCAAUUCCGUCCCUAAACCACGUAGCAAAUCCCAAUCUGCCCCUACCCCCACUUCUCAAACUCCACCCACAGUGCCUACCCAGCAGGGUCAAAAGAACGAGAUGUCGGAUGACGAUGACAAUGUGAGUAAACAUUCCAUUGCUAACAUGAAUGCCACAAGGCGCAUGUUUGAAAAGAUGAGUGUCUCCAAGCAAAUAGAUAUGAGUAAGGUACCAAAGAGGAGCAUAUCAAGCGGUGAUUAUGUGCCCAAUUACCUACGCCAAGACAGCAACACAACAGUCCCACAAAACAACGACAAAGAACUGAAAAUCGCUCAAGAGAAUCAGGAUAGACUUAAAUAUGAGAGAGAAGCUGCCAAAAAUGAACUAGCCAAGAAUGAGCUUGUGAUUAUAGCACCAGAGAAAAGGGAUAAGCAGAAGGAAAUUGAGACCUAUAUAGAGCUGACUGAGGCUGAUAGAGGACAGGAGUUGCGUCAACAUGAGAGUUUGAUUGACAGGGAGAUUCGAGCACAGUUAGAGAGAGAACAAGAGAUGAAGAGACAAGGCACCAUCCCUAGUACCACCCAAGGGCGUAAUAAGGAGAAGGAACAAAGUGAUGCUGAGGAACAAGAGAAGGCGAAAGAGAAAUUAGCGCAUGAGUCAAUAAUUGAUAUAGAGAUUCGCGAGCAGUCACAACGUGAAAGAAAUUUGGCAGAAGAACGAGGCAUUAAACCAAGUAGCAAAUCUGCCCCUCCACCACUGCCUACAACUACCCCACCUGCUGACCCCCGAGCCCAUGUCCCCCAAGUAAAAGAGACAGUUACCGUUACCAAGACAACAACUGUGGUUGAGAGUACUCCUUCCACUAAAGCCCCACUUACACGGAAAGCUUCUAACGAUUCACUCUUGAGUAAUACAUCUAGCAUGUCUGGCGGGCCACAGAAUCAGAGGGAGUAUGAUGCUGCAAAACCUAUCCUUCAGGGUCUAGUCAAUUCUGACCCUUAUGUGUACAAGCAGACUGUCACAAGUGAGGCACCCGCUGGUGAGAGUUAUAUAGCACGAGAGCUAAGAGAAGCCAAAGAGAGAGAAGAAGAGUUCAAACUGGCUCUGAAGGCAAGAGGUGUAUUGGUCCCUGAAGGAGUAGAUGAUGGGUCCAUUAUCUAUUCAGACCAAGAUGUUAAGCAUGUUCAACUAAAUAUCUCUAACGCACCCCACAGAACAAGCAGACAGAAAUCUGCUGAGCAGUCACCCUCCACCAAGCCUAGAUCAGACAGCAGGACAAGUAACCUCUCCUCAGAUGGAAGCCAAGGGUCUCAGCUCCAACAAGACACAUCUCCUGAGGUGGUUGUGACCGAGACAGUCACAAUCACAGAGUCAACCCCUGGUAAAGUACAGCCAUUAAGUCCAUAUGAGCAACAAGAAUACCAAUACAUUCCACGUAAUGAAACCGUCAUUGAGCGCGAAAUUAGAUUAGCCAAACAGAGGGAGAAUGCCCACAGAGAAAGCAGAGGCCUUCCAAUUAAUAACCAAGAUGAAGAGAAGACUAAGGAGAUUAUGAUAGAGGUACUAAGCCCCACCCCCCAGGCACCAGUCAGGUCGAAGCGGGACAGUGUAGACAACAAGGCAAUAAGACGGUAUUCCACCAACCUCCUACAGAAGGAAAUAGAGCAGGCGAACAGACGUGAGAAGGAUCUACGAUCAGGUGGACUUAUUCGAACCACAUCUGAGGAACACAUCGGAGAGCCUAUGAAAUAUGUUGAGAUACGAGAUAUUGAGUCACCCACACCUAAACCCAAAUCCAAUCCUUCUAAAUUACCCCCUUCAAUAUUUGAAACCCAUGAAUCAGACUCUGGCAUUUCACAGAAAAUUAUUAGUGGUAAAACCACAAGCCGUCGAACCCCUGAAAAACAGCCAUCCAUUCAAAAUGGCUACAAUGAUAAGCCAGCUAGUAAAGUUGAGGUCACGACUGUUAAAGAGACAAUUAUUGCUGAUAAAGCACCAAUUACGCAAACAGAGACAGUAGUUACCACAGAAACAGUUGUGGUUGAGGCAGACAAACCUGUAGUCAAUGGCGGUGCUAUUGUUGUUACGGAGGUACCUAAGCCUGCACCAGUUGUUAAACGCCCUAGUACCAAGACUGAAGGCAUGGAGGCAAGGUACCAAGUGCGAUCUGCUAAUCCUGCUGAGUCUAUAAUAGAGCAAGAAUUACGGGCACAGCGUGAACGGGAAGCUGAACUCAGAGAGCAGAGAAGAGUGUUGAAAAAAGAUGAUGCACCAAAUAUAGAUGUUGACACUUCAUCAAUAACAGUCGUCCAAAAUGGCACAGAUAAUACAGAAACAGCACCAGUGCGGCCGGAACGCACAAAAAGCUCAAAACGUAAAAGUCUCCUUGCAGCCCAGUGGGAAGCCAAGAUUCAAUCAUCAAACUGAGUAGAACGUGUAAAUGUGAACUCUAAUUUGAGCAAAACUCUUAUGAAAUAAGAACAUAUAUUUGUGGAUUCAUAGUGUUCAGCAAAGACUGGUUUUACUUCAGUAGUGAUUUGUUAUCUUUGGACUGAGUGAGGGACUGUGUUCAAAGAGUGAUGUUAUGCUGUUAUGAUUUAAGCCAUAAAUUCUCAAUUAUUUAUUUGAUUGAUCAACAAUUAGUAUGUAAAAGAUACGAGACAGAUAGCAAUAGAUACAUGUAUUUGUUUCAUGAUUUUGACAAAAAAUCAAAAUUUGUACACAUCAGAUAAUCCAAUGAAAUAUGAGUAGACAGAGGCAAACCAAUCAUCGCAAGAAUGUUGUUAUUUGGGAUCUUUAUUCCCUUAUGCAUUUGUGUUAUUGUUGUAGGUGACAAUUGUAUUUGCAUGGAAUUGCUAAAUAUAAUCCCCAAUGCUUGGUAAAAGUUGUAUAUACAGUUCAUAUACUAGUGUGGUAUCUAUACCUACACAUUGCAAUGGAUUUUACCAUGAAAUUCUAAUUGAAGUAAAAUUUUGUUUAAGGAUGUGAGUUUUUGGAAUUGGAAUACAUCCUAAGGUAAAAAGUAAUAAAAGGUGCUUGAAAUUUAACAUAAACAAAUAUUUGUGUUAAGUUUCAAUUAUUGUAAGUUGUGUACGUACAUGUUUUGACAUUCCUUGUUUUGAAACUAUUUUGGUAAUAUUUGUAGAAGUACGUUAUACAUACAUGUUAGUGAAUUAUUUAAGUAAGGUAGAGGUAUUGUUAUAAGACUUACCUAUAUGUAUUAUUAGAUAGAUCAAACAUUUGAAAUAGAAGAUGUUUAUCAUUAAAAAUAUUGUAUAUUUUCUGAUUUUUAUACAUCAAUCAAUAUUCUAACAUGAACCACUUUGUCGCAGAGAAAAGAGUAUUUACGGGAUGUACAACAGCGGCAAUUAAAUAUAAAGCUAUGAGUAUAAGAUGCAACUACUAUUAUUAUUAUUAUAUGGAGCCCCAAAUCACUGUUCCACACACCUGGAUGACUCUAACUGCAGUUAG